This is a messenger RNA of Melospiza georgiana, 1950 nucleotides long. It is a transcript of the gene PXN, whose product is annotated as paxillin. Lineage: Eukaryota; Metazoa; Chordata; Aves; Passeriformes; Passerellidae. The transcript is spliced from 7 exons. Gene Ontology annotation, biological process: substrate adhesion-dependent cell spreading; endothelial cell migration; transforming growth factor beta receptor signaling pathway. The coding region runs from base 51 to 1934 and encodes 627 amino acids. The record is from RefSeq and is a predicted model, not a curated record.
GCGGGAGCGGCUCCGGGCGCGGCGGCACCGGCAGCGGGCACGGCGGCACCAUGGACGACUUGGACGCCUUACUGGCAGACCUGGAAUCAACCACCUCUCAUAUCUCCAAACGCCCAGUGUUUCUCACGGAGGAAACUCCUUACUCCUACCCAACUGGAAACCACACGUACCAGGAGAUUGCUGUGCCACCCCCGGUGCCCCCACCGCCUUCCAGCGACGCCCUGAAUGGCACCGUGAUCGACCCCUCAGAGCAGUGGCAGCCCAGCACACCCAGAUACGGCCACCAGCAGCCUCAGUCCCAGUCUCCUAUAUACAGCUCUAGUGCCAAAAGCUCCAGUGCCUCCGUUCCUAGAGACGGGCUCAACUCUCCUACUCCCCGUGCCAGUGAAGAGGAACACGUCUACAGUUUCCCAAACAAGCAGAAGUCUGCAGAACCGUCUCCUACAAUGACCAGCUCCUCUCUGGGCAGCAACCUCUCAGAACUGGACAGGCUCCUUCUGGAACUGAAUGCUGUUCAACAUACCCCUGCCAGUGGCUUCACAGCAGAUGAGGCUGGCAGAAGCCCAUCACUGCCCAGCGUGGCUGGCCCUCACUAUGUUGUCCCAGAGAACAGCAGCUCAGGGGGAGGGAAGGCUGCACCCCCGACAAAGGAGAAGCCAAAGCGAAAUGGUGCCCGUGGGAUUGAAGAUGUGCGUCCCAGCGUGGAGAGCCUGCUGGAUGAGCUGGAGAGCUCCGUGCCAAGUCCAGUGCCUGCAAUCACUGUGAGCCAGGGUGAGGUGAGCAGCCCCCAGCGUGUCACGGCCAGUCAGCAGCAGACCCGAAUUUCUGCUUCUUCAGCUACACGAGAACUGGAUGAGCUGAUGGCAUCUCUCUCUGACUUCAAGACUAGUUCCACUAUGUCUCUGAUUUCUGAAUCUUCCCUUGAACCGGUUCCCAGUUCAGCUAAUGCAGACUCCAGCAACACUCCUCACAGUUUAGCCGUGCUGUCCCAUUCCAAACACCCUUCUGCAAGUCACAGUGGGGACUCAACAGUGCCAGCAUCUGUCCCCCCAGCAGACACCUGCAUUGAGGAGGGCAGUGACACUGCAGUUCUGCCUGUGGCAGGGCACCCUGCUGCCCCUCCACCUGUGCCCCAUUUAGCACAAGCUGUCCCUGUGCCCCCACCACGGAGCUCCUCUGGUUAUGCUACUCGUGGGGAGCAAGUGGCCUCUGCCAGCUUAGUUCAGCUGAACAGAAAGCCUGACUCUUCCAGAAAUACUUUCCAGGCUGUGCCAGCUUCCAAUGUGGAGCUUCUCUGUAGGUCUGCUACUGUGGAGGCACGGGGCUUAGGUUAUGAUGCGGCAAAAGAGACUGAGAAGAAGGAGCAGAGAACUGACCCCAAAAUCUCAAGUGUACCCAUUUCAAAGAAGGGGAAGAUAGCCAAGGAGCUGCAUCAGCAGGGAGCAGCACUCAGGGAAAACUCAGCUCUUUCGUCCCAGGGCAGAAGUGUGGAAACAGCUUUAGAUGAGCUGUGGCCCCUGGAGCUGCCUGCACAUGUGCCAGAGGUGCUUGCAAAGAAUGACAGUGUUUUGGAUUCUGUUAAUGAACCUUCUGUUGUUGCCCUGGAUCGGUGGGAUGUCUUCCCAGACACUAAAAACCAGUUGGGCUUUGUAGUGAAGCAAGGACAGGAGCUAAAAGCUGAAGUGCCACAUGAAACCAAGGUAUACCACAGUCCUGAUGUGGGCAAGAAGAGGCAGGGCAGAGACAGAACUAGGAAGGCAGGUGCUGCUAACACGAACAAGGCCAGAGGAGACCAGGAAAAGGAGCAAUUCAGAAGCUCUGCAGUCACUCCGGAAUCUCCUGAAACCUUUGGGAAGGCUGGAUGGGAUCUGCCAUGUGUCUCCAAACCACCCAUUGAGAGGAUUUCUGCAUCAGGCCAGGCAGGCACUGAGUGAAUGUAGGAGUAGGGCG